AUGAAACUCAACGUUGGACAAUAUAGAAAGAGAUUCACUUCUCUUAAAGCUUGGGAAAUUCCUAAACUGCCAUCAUCUUGUGCUCCACCAGGUGUUUGGACUAAUAUCGAUAAUGAUGUAACUCCAUUUUCUAGAAGAACUUGGACUAUUUAUACUAUUAUUGGGUUUUGGGCAAGUGAUUAUUUGUCUAUUACUUCAUAUGAAGGUCCUUCUUCAACCCUUAUUGCUGGUCUUUCUUGGAGAGAAGCUUUAAUCAAUUCUAUUGUAGGAAUGAUUAUUAUUGCCAUUCCUAUGGUAUUAAAUGGUGCUAUUGGUGCCCGUCUACAUGUUCCUUUUGCUAUUUCUGUUAGAGCUAGUUAUGGUUAUUACUUUUCUAAAUUCCCUAUUGUUACUAGAUUAGUUACUGCUUUAUUUUGGCAUUGUAUUCAAACUUUUUCUGGUAGUCUUGCUAUGUAUUGGGUAAUUACUGCUAUUUGGCCAAGUUUCAAUAAGAUUCCAAACCAUAUUCCGGAAAAUAUUGGUAUAACUACUGCUCAAAUGGUUGCUCAUUUCAUUAAUUGGACUAUUCAAUUCCCUUUUAUGCUUAUCCCUCCACAAAAAUUAAAAUGGUUUUUCGUGUUUAAAACCAUUAUUGUUACUGCUGCUUUAGUUGGUGUAGUCGCUGGUAUGACUAAGAUGAGUGGUAGUGCUGGAGAUCUUUUCAAAUUACAACCAGAAGUUACAGGUUCUGCUAGAUCUUGGUUACAUUUAAGUUUAUUAAUGAGUACUAUUGGAGGUUGGGCUACUAUGGCUACUAAUAUUUCUGAUUUUACUAGAUAUGUUCAACUGGGUUCAAAAGCUCAAUAUUAUCAAGUUGCUAUUAUUCCAACUUGGGCAGUUUUUGUUACUAUGAUGGCUAUUAUUGCUUCAUCUGCUGGUAAGAUAGUUUAUGGUCAGUAUAUGUGGUCACCAAUGGAUUUUUCUGCUGAAUGGAUUGCUUCAGGAACUUCCAAAGGUAGAGCUGCUACUUUCUUCUUUUCUUUUAGUUGGGUAGUUGCUAUGAUUGGUACUAAUUUAUCAGCCAACAUUAUUUCUGCUGCUAAUGAUUUAACUUCUUUAUUCCCUAAAUAUUUCAAUAUCAGAAGAAGUGCUGCCGUAUUAACUUUUAUCGCUGGUUGGGUCAUGCAACCUUGGAAAAUUGUCUUUUCUGCUGGUUCUUUGAUUAGUUUUAUGGCUGGAGUAUCAUUAUUUUUAGUUCCUAUCUUUACUGUUAUUAUCGUUGAUUAUUGGAUUGUUAAAAAACAAAAUAUCAAUGUCAGUGAAUUAUAUAAUCCAAAUGGUAUUUAUCAUUAUACUUAUGGUGUUAAUUGGAGAGCUGCUGUUGCUUGGAUAUGUUCAGUUGCUCCAAAUUUACCUGGUUUAGCUGCUUCAGUUAAUGCUAAGAUUAAAUUACCAGUUGGUGCUCAACAUUUUGCUGAUUUAUCUUACUUUUAUGGAUUCUUCAGUGCUUUUGCAGUGUAUUAUUUCUUGAAUUACUUCUUCCCUCAUCAUCCAAGUCUUAUUGAAGAAACUGUGUUUGCUGAUGAAGAUAUGUUAUCUGAAAGUGUUGAAGAUGUUCAGGUAUCAGUUGUGGGUGAUAAACAAUUCUCUUAA
Messenger RNA from Yamadazyma jaroonii, 1632 nucleotides. Lineage: Eukaryota; Fungi; Ascomycota; Pichiomycetes; Serinales; Debaryomycetaceae. The record is from the annotation of a GenBank genome assembly.